GAAGUUACGUCACUUCCGCCUACGUCCGGGAGUUCAGCUGGCGCUAAAACAAACGAUCACAGUCAGUAAUAAUGGUGUCAGAGAGAGAUACGACGCGCAUUCGCAGGUUCGUGUGCGGGCAACUCCGUGGCGAACCGGACCUCAGCUCACUGACCAUAGGAAUAUUAAAGAAGAGAUAUUUGGCGCACGUGGGAUGUGACUCAUUAAGUCCAGACGCCAGGAAUUACAUGAAACAGGUCGUUCAACAGGAACUGAUGAAAAUGCAGGACAGUGACAAAAGUGGAAGUGACCAGGAAACCAAGAAACCGCAAAACAAACGGAAGAGAGAAAAGGAAGAUGUGAUAACAAGUGAGAGUGAAGAUGAAUCCGAAGCAAAGAAAGCUCGCUGUCAGUCAAGCUCGUCAUCUGAAUCGGAGGACAAAAAUGACUGCAAAUCAGAGAGUGAGGAAAGUGAAGGGGAAGCUCAUAUUCAGCUUGGAUCUAAGGAUACAAAGAAAGAGGUGAAAAAAUCUCAGCCCAAGACAAAUGGAAACGAUGAACAGCAGGUAACCAGUAAAGACUCCAAUGAUGAGGAAAGUAAUGAGUCAGAAAAAGAAGGAAAUCAAACUGACUUUGAGGACAAAUUGAAAAGAAAAGUAAAGAAGAAAGCAAAUACUACAAAUAAUGGGGAAACAAAAAGCAGCAAAACAAAUAAAGAAAAGAAAACAUCAGAAAGCGAUGACGAGAAUCAAACUGACACAGACAAAUCAGAAUUGAGCAGCAAGAUCAAGAAUAAUGAUUCCUCAGAUGAGGAUAAGAAAGAGUCUGCAGAGAAGAAAAAUAAUGAAUCUGACUCUGAUUCGUCAUCGCUCCCCUCGCUGGAGGAUGAACAAAGUGGUGGGAUGGAAACGAAACAAGACAAUAAAAAGAGAAAAAUUGCUAAAAAAGAUGAGAGCACCAGAGAUCAAAAGGAUGAAAACAAGGCCAUAGUGAGGCUCAAACGCUACAUUGCUCUCUGUGGCGUGAGGCGGAAUUACAAGAAGCUCCUUGAUGGCUGUCGCUCUGUUCGCUCCAAGGUGGCUGUUCUGAAGAAAGAGCUUGAGGAUCUUGGUGUCCACGGUAACCCAUCUAUUGACAAAUGCAAAAAAGUCAGAAUGAAGAGAGAGGAGGCACAGGAGCUAGCUGACCUUGAUGUCAGCAACAUUAUUGCCACACAAGGUCGCCCUAAGCGCAGAGGAGCCUCUGUAUGGCAGGAACCAAAGGAACCUCCAUCCUCUGCAUAUAAACGCACUCUGAACUCGGACUCAGACAGUAAUGAAGAAAACAAUGGCCACAGAGGGCACAGAAGAGCGACGGACUGGGCCAACCUGCAAGGGAUUAUCAGUGAUGAUGGGGAGAGUGACUGACAGAGAUAUAGUCCUCCUCCUAGACUACUUGGACAUGUAUACUUUUUGUGUGUGUAACUGUGUAUAUUUUAAUUCAAAUUUCUAAAGAUAAAAACCUAUGUGUAAAGUUUUUUUUAAUAAAAUUAUUUGAUACUUUGUGGGUAGUGUUCAAACAGAAGCACAGAUGUUAUGCUUAAAAUGUUUUUCAUAAAGACUUGAAAUGAUCUGUUUCAUACUACUAAAAAUAUUCACUGUUUUGUCAUUCAUAAAUAAAUUUAUAUACAUUUUC
This is a messenger RNA of Betta splendens (Siamese fighting fish), 1653 nucleotides long. RefSeq names its product HIRA interacting protein 3 (gene hirip3). Gene Ontology annotation, cellular component: nucleus. The coding region runs from base 72 to 1385 and encodes 437 amino acids. The transcript has 8 exons. The record is from RefSeq and is a predicted model, not a curated record. NCBI's taxonomy places the organism in Eukaryota, Metazoa, Chordata, Actinopteri, Anabantiformes, Osphronemidae.